GGGGAUUGUAUCUACAGACCAACCUUUCACCACCCUUCCAAUUCUAAGAUUCGUGGGUUUCCGACAGCUUCUGCUUCCGAUUAAACAUGGCAGCCCCUGGCUUUCCAGAAACCGCAACCCAACUUAACGAUCGAGAUGUCGAAAGUUCGUGUCCAUCACACAGCCCCUCUGAUGGACCGAAGAACAAUUCUGAAAUCGUUGAAUCGGCGAGCGCGCGCCCCAAUGAAGACACCGAAUUGACCUACGUAAAUGCGCCAAAGAUGUCCCUGCUUCGGCUUUUCUGGUACUUUUUCUACAACUUUGGUCUCUUUGCCUGGGGCGGCCCUGUCGCUCAGAUUGCUCUGAUCAAAGAGCAAAUCGUAGUCAAAGAAGAAUGGAUCUCGAUGGCACGAUUUCAACGCGUUUUCGCUGUCUAUCAGAUCCUCCCGGGGCCAGAGGCAGCUGAGCUUUGCAUGUUCUUUGGGUGCUUAAGCGCCGGUAGAAUUGGAGGAAUCGUCGCAGGGUUAGGGUUUAUCCUGCCUGGGUUCAUCUUGAUGUUGGUAGCAAGCUACUUGUACACUCUAGCCGGUCUCGAGAACAAGUAUUUCAACGCCAGUUUCCGUGCAUUGCAACCAGUUGUGGCAGCCAUGAUCUUUAAAGCUACACAUAAGAUAGCAGAUCAUUCCAUAAUUAAUCAAGGCACUAAGAAGGUGGAUCCCUUCCUUGUCAUGGCCGCAAUCUGUACAGCCAUCAAUUCAGCUUUACAUCUGAACAUAUUUAUUUCUCUCGGUCUGUACGGCAUCAUUUAUAUGUUCGUCGCUCGUAGGCUUUGGAUACCCGCUGGCAUAUUGUUCGUCCUUCAAUACGUGGGGUAUGCCGUCUAUGCCGUCUUUCGAGGUGUUCCAUCACCAGUAUCACUGGCUCUUGGAAUUGCUAAGACACCUUCUCUCAUCAAUCUGUUUGUUCUUGGGCUCGUUGCGGGUUCGUUAUCAUUUGGGGGUGCUUACACUGCCAUCCCCUUCGUCCAUGUCGAAGCUGUGUUAAAAGGUGCAUGGCUACCUCAGCGAGUAUUUAUCGAUUGUAUUGCUAUAGGGAACGUACUGCCAGCACCGCUCGUAAUUUUUGCUACGUUCGUUGGAUUCCAGGGCGGCAACAAAGAAGGUGGCCUGGGUAUGGCAUUCGCUGGAGCAGUUGUUAUAACCUUGGGUAUGUUCUUUCCAUGCUUCUUGUUUACUAUCGCUGGCCACUCAUUGCUCGAAAAGCUGGUUCACAACAAGUUUCUCUCUAGCUUUUUUGACGGACUCUGUGGAGCAGUCAUUGGCGUUAUUGCCGUGAUCAGCUUUGAAAUUCUCAAAUCCAGCGUCCAAGGAACGGAACGAGACUUUCUAACUAAGCCGGUGGAGCUAGCUAUUGCAAAGGCAGCACAGUCAGGAAUUGCGGCUGUAGUUUUUACGGUUGCGUUAGCCGUUUUGUACAAGUUUGCCAACAAGUGGACUCCUAUUGUACUCGUUAUAUCUGGCGCAGUGGCGGGGCAAUUCCUCUUUCUUGAGGAUCUUUCGGAUCGUUGAGAGUGCGGCGAUGCCACCGGAACUGUUCGACAGCGUUUGAGAAGCCAAAGUAAGGGUUCACAGAGUAACAUAGGCUUUGCUUUCCCCAUCAAAAAUCAGGGAAAAAGCGAGGACAAGUACCGCUGGACGGACUUUGAAGUAGCUAGGGAAAGAACUGUUCAUGCACUGCUACUGAUAGUGCUUGACGGAGACAGAGAAGAAUUCGAUUGUUGCACCAAAAGAAGAGUACAACGCGAUGUUUGAUUCCGCGUUAUACGUUAGCUAUACAAAAAUUGUCUACUUGUCUCUGCAAUUCUUCCCAAACAACAAUGACUGCUCCUCGACGAUACAGAGUCAAGCAG
Messenger RNA from Macroventuria anomochaeta, 1888 nucleotides. RefSeq names its product chromate transporter. Gene Ontology annotation, molecular function: chromate transmembrane transporter activity. The record is from RefSeq and is a predicted model, not a curated record. The transcript has 4 exons. Gene Ontology annotation, biological process: chromate transport. NCBI's taxonomy places the organism in Eukaryota, Fungi, Ascomycota, Dothideomycetes, Pleosporales, Didymellaceae. The coding region runs from base 87 to 1547 and encodes 486 amino acids.